This is a messenger RNA of Stegodyphus dumicola, 8584 nucleotides long. RefSeq lists its product as uncharacterized. Lineage: Eukaryota; Metazoa; Arthropoda; Arachnida; Araneae; Eresidae. Gene Ontology annotation, cellular component: nucleus. Gene Ontology annotation, biological process: regulation of transcription by RNA polymerase II. The record is from RefSeq and is a predicted model, not a curated record.
AGAACUUUUGUCUUCGCGCGUCUAAUUUUAUAUUCUAGAACCCAGAUGCAUAUUUCACUUGAAUUUGUCGGACAGCAGCUAGAGAUAAAAAACUAAGAAAGAUAUUGUUACGACAUGCAAAAUACAUCACAGACUUUUCGAGGUACGGCAGCUCCUGGUGUGAAUUAUUCUGACCAUAAUUAUGAUAACCAUUUAGGAGUUCAUUGCCAACCUACUGGAUACCAGCCAUAUACAAACCCACCAUACCAUCCAAUACCUUCUCCUAGACCUCAUCAUUAUGGUAAUCAUCAAAUGCAACAAAACAUGCCAUAUAGGCAUCAUGGUGGGGCUUAUGCACCUAAUCAAAAUCAAUAUGGACCUAAUAUGAGUCAGGAAAUGUAUAGAAAUCAUCAUUCUGGUUAUGUGGGAGCAAAUAAUAGAAACAUGUCAUCUAAGCCUUGGGCUGACAAUAAUUCUUCUACAGAUCUUAUGCCUCCAUAUAAUCAGGUACCAUCACAUCCUCAGUUAAUAAAUAAUCCUCCUCAAAUGCCAUCUGUUACUUCAAUGAGAUCUCCUCCACAUGCUACCUCUAAUAUGAAUCCUGCAUCCUCCCAAGGACAACAGCAUUUUAGACAGAUGCAGUCUCCUGCACAUUCACCUCAUUCAUGGUCACAAGCACAAAUUCCCAGCCCUGGUGUCAUGCAUUCCUCAAGGACUACUCCAUCUCCAUUACCAGCUCAUGCUCAUGCACGUUCACCUGGUCAUCAUAGUCAACCAUUUUCGCCUCCAGCCGCCCAUGCAAUGAAUCUGCAGCCACAUCCUCCACCUCCAGAAAAUGGACAGAUUCCACAAUCCAUCAGUAAUGCAAGUGGUAAUGAUAGUCACAAUCCUUCAAAUCCUUUACAUUCUCUGCAGAAAAUGGUAAUGUUAGAACAAGACUCAAAAUCCAUCUUGCCGAUGGUUGUUGAUGGUGCAGAGCAGUAUGCGAAUCCAUGUGGAUCUCACAAUUAUGUGCCUGAAGAAGGUGCUAGUAAUGAAUCAAAAGACUCUUCUUAUUCAACAUACUACAAUAUGGAUGAAAACCGUUUUGAAUCAAAACCAAAUAAUACUAGUAAUGACUCAUCUGCAUAUUCUGCUGUGCAGCAAGUAUCUAAUUGUAAUUUUCCAUUGCCAGCUCAUCCUCUCACUAGUGAAAAUGUAGAAAAUAUUACUGGAAAUAUUAGUAAUAAUAAUUCUAAUGUUGUUGCUGAUAUUGCACAUUCAGAUCCAAACUCGCCUUCUCAAAUGCAAAACUGUUCUGUUUUAGGACAGAAUCAUUGUGAAACAAGUGUGGGUCAGAAAGAUUGUAGUUUAAAACUGAAUGAAUGUCCUCCACACGCUGAAUCUGCGCCUGUGUUUACAGAUCAAACAAAAGCACCUGUUUCUACAAAUUCAGAACAGGCUUUGGAAUCAAAAUCAAAUGCUACUUUUACAUCUGAAAUUACUGAUCCUGAAAAUUCAGAGUCAGCCUCUGUACCUCAUAUUGAAACAACAGAAAUGUCUAAUUCAUUAAAAACAGGUGAAAGCAAAAAAGAAUUAGAUAGUGCUUCUAAAGCAGAAGUAAAACUUGAGCUAAAUAUGAAAGAUGAGGUUGAAACAAAUCAUUCCUCUGCUAAUCGCUUGCAGUCUAAUUGUGAUAGUGCUACUGAAAAUCAGGUAUCUGACACAAAUUCAGAUAACAAAUCAUCUAAUUCUGAUAAAUCACCUACAAAUAAUCAUAAUAUUUACACAUUAAAAAGUGAAUCUGAUACAGAUAAUAAAGUUGAAAAGUGUGAUAGUGAUGAUGAUGGUUCAAAUGAACAAGAAAGUCCAUCCAUUAAAUCUUCAUCUGAGGUUACUGAAACUGAAUCAGAUCACCGGACUAUUGAAAUGAGUGAGCCUGUCACUCCUGCAAAAGAGGAAUCUAAUGAUAGCCCAAAAAAGUGUGUUUUAAGGAGACGAAAAGUUGGUGCAAGUUAUGAAGAAGCGCCAUCUCCAGAAAAUGAACUAAAAGAAAACACACGUUUAGAAAAUCGAACUCCUAGAAAAUCUGCAAAAGAAUCUAGAUUAGAUUCUAAAAAACUUCCAGUUAAAUCAACUGCAAAUCAGAAAGCAGUUGAUUCUAAGCCUAUUAAAGAACUAGCUCGUAAUCCUGUUAAAGUUGUUAUUCACAGAAUCAGAAAGAGUGACACUGAUACUUGGCAUGUACCUAAUAAUAAUAAAGAAUCAUCUAAUGAAAAUCAGAGUGACAAUAGUGGGGAGAAUAAAGUAGAUCCAAAAUCUCCCAAUAUUGGUCCACAAAUAAUCAUUUUAUCUCCAGCAAUGUCUCAAAAAAAAUUUGGCUUCCAUAACUCUGUAGCUGCUAAUUCUGUAAUUACUGUUAAAGAUAAUAAUACAGUUGUUGAAACUGUUGAAAGGAAUGCAGAAAAAGAUGGAUCUACUUCAAAAAAAAUUAAUGCCUCUGAAAACAAUCCUAGUAAUACAACUCCUGAUAAAAAGCGUGGUAGACCAGUUGGGUCUAAGAAUAAGUCAUGUUCGUUGAAGAAGAAAAAAGGUAAAAAGGGUAAUAAAAAGAAAAAACUUGAACUUGCAAAGCAAAAAGUAGCAGAAGUACCUUUGAAAACUAAAAAAGUCAAAAUAUUCAGUGGACCUUAUGUUCAUAUUACAGGCAGUAAAGAAAAUCCUUCAUCUAUAUCUGUAAUAAAUGUUGCUCAAAAAGAGGAAGAAAAAGUCAAUAGUAAGAUACCAGCAAAAAGAAGUUUUAGCACUGCCAUCAGUCGAAUAAAAAAAAAGCAAGUAGGACACCUUAGUACAUUAUCACCUACUUAUGAUGCCUUUAACAGAGAUAAAACUUGGCUGUGUGUGUUUUGCCAUAAAGGUAGCCAUCAUGGAGGACUUGGAGAUUUAUAUGGCCCUUAUUACAUUAAAGACAAAAAUCCAGAUCCUGAUACAAAAUCACAUUCAGCUUCAACAUCUGCAAGUACAGGACGUGGAAAAAGGCGUAAAUCGGAUCUUGAUGACAGCAGACCUUCAAAAAGAUCUAGACAGUCAUCUGGACAUUCUUGUACUGUUGAAGCAACACCCGGUGGGAGUUCAUCGCAAAAAGAUUCUUCAGAAUCUGAAAUGGCUGAUAUGAAAGAAGUGUGGAUACAUGAAGAUUGUGCUGUGUGGUGUCAGAGCAUUUCGUUGAUGAGUGAAGAAGUUGUAGGAUUAGAAGAAGCUGUUAAUGAAGCACGUGAAAAUAUUUGUUGUCACUGUUCACUUGAUGGCGCUACAGUAGGUUGUUGGGGGAAGAGUUGCAAAGAGCAGUAUCAUUUCAGUUGUGCCAAAGAAACUGGGUGUCAGAUGGAUAUUGAAAACUUUUCAUUAUUAUGCCCCAAACAUCAGAAGAAAUCUACAGAUAAACGUGGUAGGUGCCAAUGAAGACAUAUAUGUUCCUUCAUCUUUUCCUACUGAAUCCCAGGAUGAUUCUACAUGCAAAUAGCUUGUAGAUAGAAAGCACAUCAUUCCAGUUUUUGACUUCAGUUGUGAAUAGUUGUGAGGUCGUAAUAUGCUCCAAGGAAAUGUAGGACAUGAAUACAAAUUUGUAUCAUUUUCUUGGAUGAGUCCAUAAGUGAUUUCUUAUCACAAUGUACUUUUUUUACAUGUAUAUAUUCAAAAUUAACAAAUUUUUCAGCUGAGUAACAUAUAUUCAGCAUGCGAACUAUAUUUGUGUAAUGUCAUGAAACUUUGUUCAAAAUGGUUAGAAGAGUGCGAGUCAUGCAGUCACAUUUAUAUGGGCUUUGUAAAGAGCAUAACCAUUGGCAUAGUGGUGCAAACCUGUAUUAUAUGAACUAUACCAGAUGAAUUAUUGCAUUAAAUGAAAAUGCUAUAAAAAUUGUAAAUGCAUGCUUCAUGAAAUUCAUGCCAUUAAAAAUUGGGAUAUUUAUUAAAACUGACAUGCUUGGUUUCUAAUGAUGACAGACCGUAUACUAUGGACCUUUUUAUUUCAUUGCAUAUAUUUAUAUAGACAUACAUGUAUCUAUACAUAAUUUAUAUGUACACAUCUUGUGUACUGUUGUAUAUUCUUUUUUUUUUUUUUUUUUUUAACUGGGUUUUUGUAGUUUGGGUGCUAUCACUUAAAAAUUUGUGCAUUUUAGUGUAAGUAGUGCUCUAGCAUGUGCAAGCAAAAACUGUUUCGACAUGGAAAGAAAGAGUUAUCAUUUUACGACAGCUAAGUCAUUGUGUUAUGAAUUCAUGCAUUUUUAUAUUUAUGCAUCAUGUUAAAAUUAAUAUGAAAAAAUAACCCCUUUGAAGUAUAUUUUAAAAUUAUUAUAAUUUUUUCUGAAAAUUUAUAUUCUAUUUGUACAGUGUUUUUUUUGGGGGGGGUAUUGUUUUUUAAAAUUUUAUGAAUAUUUUCUUGUUCUUGUUUUACAUGGAUUCUUUAUGUUUUACAUGGAUUUUUACAUGGAUGUUUUACAUGGAAAAUGUAUACCAUAGCUUGUUUUAUAUUUUUUAAUUAAUAUCAAUAAAAAGAAAAGCUAUUAGUAGUAUAAAUACUGACUUAAUAUAUAUCAUACUGACUUAAUAUAUAUCUAAUACUGAUAAAUAUAUAUCAUUUGAACUUACAACAACUGUGUUUGCAGUCAUCCAAAUGUUUUAUUGCAUUGCAUUCAAAUUGAACAACAAUAUUUUUAUAUAUACUUGGAAUGUUUGAAAAACUUUUACGGAAUUACUGUAUUUAAAUAUCUGUAUUAGAAAUGUAACAGAAUGCAAAUAUAUAUUAUAUGUAUAUAAAGAAAUAAAGCAUUGCUUUUCCAGCACUAACCAGGAAACAAAAGAUUACCAUAUGUUAUUGUAAUGUAUGCAAGAAUUAAUAGCAUGCUGAAGAAAUAAUCAUGGAAUAAGAAUGCAUUUUGUUGUAUCUCGCAAAAUUUUAAAUGUUACCAGAUAUUUUCAUUCCUUCAGUCAUCAUGUAAUUAGUUACCUUUUAAGUUAAUUAUUUAUACAAUAUUUAGUUUUGAUUAUGGUAUUUGAAUUUCAGUUAAAUAUUGUACAGAAAGCAGCUUGUAAAAAUAAUGUAGAAUAUCUCUUGUGUAUUCAUAUUUUUUUAAGCUAAGGGAUCUCUUUAUUAUUAAUUUUAUUAAUGUUAAUUUUCUUUUAUAUUUAUCCUUUGAAACUGUGGUUAAAAUUUGCUUGUUAAUUGUUUACCUGCCAUUUUCCCAACUGUGAGGACAUAAAAAAGUAUAUAAAUUUCUGAAGACUACAGACUUACCAGGGUAAUAACCAAUAAGUACAAUGAAUCCAAAAUAACUGGAAAAAAAAAAAAAAAAAAAAGGGAGAAGGAAUAACUUGUUAUAAUUAAUGGAAUAUUUUUGAGCAGUUUAAUUUCGAAAAUAAAUUCAUUUUGCUUUGUAAAUUAGCAUUCAAAACAAGAACAUGCUUUAUGCAAAGAACAGAAUUUUUGUUUAUAUGACGUAUGUAUUUCAAUAAGUGUCACUGGGAAGCAAAAGUUUAAUAGCUGCUUGCUAAACAUUGGAUUUAGCAGCUUAUUUAUAACAGAUGAUUUAAUAAUAUUUAUAUAUUUCAAAUUAGGUGCUGUAGAGGGUAAAAAGAAUUCCUAUGUAUGGUGGGGGGGGAUCAUUUGCUAUCUCUGCUGUUUUCCCAUGCAUUUUCUAUUCAUUUUUGUAUUUCAUAUAAAAAUUUUCCUUUAUUCUGAUGGUUUGUGCUUGUGAUUUUUUCCUCAUUCUGCAAUAGACAAAUAUAAUUUUUUUUUUUUUUUUUUUUUUUUUUUUUUAAGACAAGACUUGGCUUAUCGAAAGCUGACUGCAUUUGAUUUUUUGAUUUUGCCUUAACUCCUUUAUUUUUUUUAAUGCAUCUUUUACUAAGUGGUACUGAAUUUUCAAAUUAUUUGUUUUGCUGAAAAAAUAUAUUGUUUAUCAUAAAUAGAUAUUUUGGGUCAUUUCUGAUUUCUUUGAAAUUUUUGUAUAUGGAAGCCGUAGAAAACAUCGAAUGAAUUCAAUAAUAAAAUAAAAUUACUUAGUUAUUAUCGAACAGUAUUCUGGAAUUAGAUUUAUCAUGUGCAAUGCAAAUUCAUUAGGGAAAGUAUAUCUGAGAAUUAAGUGGAGUUUAUGUCAAAAGAUAUAGAAAGUUUUCCAUUAAGAUAAUUAUAUUUAUCUUCUAAAGUAGAUGCUAAUAGAAUAAAAAUAUUUAUAAAAUUAAGUAUGAUGUGCUCUGUCUUAAUUAAAUAAUCAGUCCCUCCCAAAAGAUAUGACUAAAACUCUUAAAUUUAUUAGAAUUUGGCAGGUUUAAACAAUUAAAUAAUAGUUGUGCAUUUUUUCAUUUGCUUUUGAUAUGAGGGUUUUUUUUUUAAAUAAAACUGGAAGCUUUUUAUGGGAUUUAAAUGCCUGGCAAUGAAUUAAAAUCCAUUUAUAACCAUCAUUCUGUACAAAUGAAGGUAUGAUACAUUUGUCAUCUAUAUAUUAAUGGGCAAGGUAAUUUGAUUUUCAUGUGAAAAUGAAUUUGAUAUGUGCAAAAUCAGUUUCUUUCAAAUGCAUAUUGACAUGAGUUAUACAGAUUCUGUUAAGAAUUCUUAUUAAACAAAUUCUGUUAACAGAAAGGAAGUACAUUUGCUUAAGAUCUCUAUGUUUAGAAAUGUGUAGGAACAAGUGAAAAUGCACAAGAACAAUAAUGGGAAAACAGGUGUUAGUAAGCAAAUGUAGAUGAACAGCAAUGUGUAAAUGUAUUCAGAAAUUGCUGAUUGUGCUAAUUUUUUCAUACUUGUAUUAAUUUCAAAUAUUUUCAUAUAAUUCUCAUAUAAUGAGACCAUGCAUAUAUAUAUAUAUCGAGAGAGCAAUCCUUCACUUAAGAUGCUUAAUUAUCUCUGCAAAAAGGCCAUGUUAAAUGAAAUUAUGUUAGUCAAAUAUAAAAUGUAUGUAAAACAUUGUUAUUUAUCCAGCUGUUUGUGGAAAUGUUCACUUUAUAAGCAUUUUUAUGUACAAAAGCAAGCAAGACGUUUUGAAUUUUAACUGAAAGUGUUUUGUUUGAAGCUCUGUCCCUUGUAUGGUUUCUCCAAAGAAAUGGUUUUUGCAUAAGUUGACCAAUCAGAUAUUCUGAAAAUAAAAAUUCUGGAAAAUGGUUCUUUUCAUGUGCUGUUGAGGGUAGCUUAUGAUACCAGUUUUAGUCAUUAUUUUUUAUAAUCAGUUAUUGAAUUACUGUAGAACAAUUGAGAGGCUUCCCUGUCUGUCUAAAAGAAUUUGUAUUUAUAUUACUUUGGAGGAACAAUGGGAAUAUAUUAUAGCCAGUGAGAAUUGAACCCAGAAUGAUGAAUUAAUAGUAUUUUGUGGCUUUAACAGUUUGAUUAUUGGUGUGCAUGUAAAAUAAUGAUUUCAUCUUUAGAAAUACAUCAAUACUAGCAAUAAUUGUGUUGAAAACUGUUGAAUAAUUAAAGUUUUCAAAGCUGCCAAUUCUCCCCCUCUCUCCAAAAAUGAUUGGGUUAUCUAAAUUAAACAGAUUUUUAGAUUCAGUCACUUAUUGAAUUAAAUUAAAGUACCUUUAGGUGAACAAGAUCAGAAUGUAAGCUUGAGGAGAGUACAUGGAAAUUAGGUCUUCCACUGCACAAUUUUAUUUUAUAAAUCAGUAUAUGUAACAUCAACUAUUACAAAAUUAUAUUAACAUAACUUUUAUAGUUUCCAAUACAUUUUCCAAGAUCAUUUACUUUAACCAUUAUCAGAAAAGUAAUUUUUUUUUAUCAAGUAGAUGUUGUCUUAUCUUUUUCAAAAAACAUUGUAAAUAUUAUUAAUCUGGAUCAUUCUUUGAAUUUGGAAAAGAAAGUGGUGUAGAAGAAACUUUUGGUUACGUAAAGAUUGCAGAUAUUUUUCUUUUAUGAAUAUGCAUGCCUUGUUAGAAUUAGAUUGGUAAAAUAUAUACUGUCUCAAAUAAUAUGGAAUAAACAGGUGUUCUAAAACACUUGUAAGAAAUGUUUGAGUUAUGUAAAAAUCAAUUGAGUUGAAUUACUUCCUAAAUAAGACAUGACAAUUCAUAAUCCAUUGAGAGUUGUUUUGUACUCUUCAAAUACAAAAUUAUGAAAAAGUGCAAGAAACAAGACAUGUAAAAUGAUUUUUACAGACUGAAUUCUGUCAGCUUUCAUUUUAGAAGCAUAUUGAUGUAGAAAUUUUUAUAGAAUAAUGCUUUCAGAAACUGACUAAGUGGUAAUGUUUUCAAGCAUGACAAAAGUUUGAUUUAAAUCUUCAACAGCAGUAGUAUGCUACUAUUGCAAAUAAUAAGCCAAUUGCCCCUUUUUUGGGGGGAAUAGAUGUGUUUCUAUUGUAACUUUAUUUCUUGGUGUAAUUUUUUACAAGCUGAUAUUAACAAUUUUUCAUUGUGUUCUGUACAUUAUUGAGUUCCUUUUUUACGUCUCUCUGUUUAAUUUUUUUCUCACAAUUCUUAAUAUCAAAAUCGUAUCAAUACGAAAUUCAUACAUAAUAAAACACUGGUUGUAAAAAGUCUAUAAAUGAAUGUGAAACUUUUGUAGUAACGUAAAUGAAUAAAUACUUUAUAAAAUAAAAUAUACUUAUGAAUUUGAUUGUUUAUAAGGUAAUUUAAAGUU